Messenger RNA from Bursaphelenchus xylophilus (pine wood nematode), 8608 nucleotides. The record is from the annotation of a GenBank genome assembly. Lineage: Eukaryota; Metazoa; Nematoda; Chromadorea; Rhabditida; Aphelenchoididae.
AUGAGCUCCAGCGAAGAAGAUAAUGUCGAAGUAAAGCCUGUAAGUUUGUUUUUGCAGUUGAGUUGGAUUGUUUUUAGUUUAUUUUGAGAGUUGAUUUAUAUUGUUCUUCAUGAAUUUUGAUUGUAGGAUCCCAGCUCAGAAGAAGAAGGUUCUGACCAGGAGAAAAGUGCUCCUUCAUCGCCAGCACCAGCCAGAAAGCGAAAAGUAAGAGAUUUUACUUUGUUGUCUUUGUUUUUAGAGAGAGUUUUAUUGGAAUAUGAAGAAGGCGGCAUGUGUAAUAUAGAUUGGUCAUAAAUCUUAAAUUUUUUUUGGUUUAGUGGAUAAUCUUUGAUGUCUAAAGGAAGAUUUCUGUUCAGGCUAGCUUUUGAAUAGAAAUUUUUGAAAAACGGCAGCUAGAAUUUUGUGGUUUUCUAGAUUCUAAAAACUUUGGUUAACCAAAAUUUUUGAGAGCUUUGUAAAUACGCAUGAAGGUGGUAACUUCUAUGUUUUGAGCGAGAUUAUGACUUUGUUCAGCUAUUACACUCCGUGGUGAAUCUAAAUUUUACUAUGGAAUACCUGAAAUUCGCCACUUUAUCUUGUUUAUUACAGAUUGAGAGUGACGAUGACAGCGACGCAAAUGAAAGUGGAAAAGAGGACGAAGCCGAAGAGCCAACACCAAAAAAGAAGACCAAAUUUGUCAGAGACUCUUCGGACGAAAGUGAUGAGGAGGAAGAGGAGGACGACGACGAUGAUGAGGAGGAGGAGGAGGAAGAAGAAGAGGAAAGGCCAAAGAAAUCCAAGAAAAAGAGAAGAAAGGUGAGUAAUUUUUUGAAUUUUGUUGUUUUUCGAAUUUUAGGCCACAUGUUACGUCUAAUUUUGUAGCGUCGAACAGUCCACGAUUUCAUCCAAGAUGAUGUCGAAGUUGAUGAUGAUGAAGAAGAGGAGGAAGUGCAAUAUUCAGAUGAGGAUAUUAACUUCGAUCCAAGUGAGAGACGACUUGCCGAGAAGGCCUUGCGAGAGCAAGAGGCUAUGGAACGGAAGAAACACGAUCAGAGAAAUAAAUUGGCGUAGGUUGCCUACUACAAUAUAAAUUUUCUUCGAAUUUUAGGAAAUUUUGCUUCAAAUAUGACUAAAAUAACUUUUAGCAAUAUGACAGAAGAAGAGAUGGCUCGCUACUUUGAAGAAAAACACGCCAUGGAGCGUCAGUCCAACUACUCCAGAGAUCAUGAUGCAUAUGAUGAAAUCACUCAAAACUCGUUGCUUCCGACCACCAGAGAUCCGAAUUUGUGGAUUGUCAAAGUCACUAGAAUCGGAGAGGAAAAGAUGGUGGUGUUGCAAAUGCUGAGAAAAUGUAUUGCAAUGGAAAAUUCGGGAAAUGUAAGAUUUUUUGAUUAUUCUUUCGGAUUUUAGGUCAGAAAAUGAUGAAGAUUGGAGAUAUUUGAACCGAUUUUUAUGUAGAAAGAAAGAACAUACUAUAUUUGGUAUUUUCAGCCUCUACACAUCUCAUCAAUCGUUUGCAAAGAAGGCCUAAAGGGCAUGUUGUACAUUGAAGCCCAUAAAAAAGCGAAUGUCGCUCGAUUAAUCGAAGGUGUCUCGGCGGUAAAUCAAUAUGAUAUCAAGGUAAGACCUCAUUGCAAAAUUCCGAAAAUUUUUAAUCUUGUUUGAGGAUAAUUUGAAGAAAUUUUGACAUCAAUUCUGCCAUGGAUAAUAUAAUGUUUUCAAAAAUUUUGUUUUUAGAUGGUCCCAAUCGAAGAAAUGGUGGAUACCCUGAAGGUUGUGAAGAAUAUACCACAAUUAAAGGUCAACGAUUAUUGUCGAUUGAAGAAAACGAUGUACAAAGGUGAUCUGGCCCAAGUGGAUUGGGUUGAUGUGGCUCAGAACAAGAUUUGUUUGAGAUUGGUACCAAGAAUUGAUUACAAAAAGAAACGAGGAGCUUUGAGGGUAAGGUUGAAGGGAUUUUUUGAGCAGUUUUGUGAUAAAAAUUAUAUUAUACAUGACAAAAAAAACUUUUUUGAAUUUUUGAAAUUUUUACCUAAAAUUUUUUCAGGAUAUGGAUGAUGAUGACGAGGAUGACGAAGUCUUCUCAUAUCGCAACGCUUUGUCCAAAAAGUCGGCCAAAAAUCGCCCACCAGCCAAACCGUUCGACGUGGAAAAGAUCAAAGCCCUGGGCGCGGAAGUCUCUCACGAUGGUGACUUUAUUAUCUGUGAGGGCCAACGUUUCCGACGCUUCUUGGUCUACAAAAUCUUCCCGCUGACUUCGGUCACAACCGAGAAUCUGAAUCCCACGGUGGAGGAGUUGAAGUACUUCCAGGACAAGCUCUCCACGGAUCCCGACUUUUUGAGGGAAAUUGCGAGGGCCAGAAUCAGCGACACUUUGUAUACUUUUGGCCCUGGGGAUUGGGUGGAAGUCUGUGAAGGAGAGUUGACGAAUUUGAGAGGAAAAGUGGUUUCUGUGGACAAAGAUGAGGUCAUUAUUUCCCCAGACCAUCAGGAUCUAAAGGUAAGGAGAAGAUUUGGAGUUUGAGGGAGAGUUUUGGAACUUGAAGAGGGGAAAUUGAUGUUUAAUGAGUGGGGGAGGGAUAGAGAAAGAGUAGUCGUGAAAUGAAGGGUCGAUUUUUUUAACAUAGACCAUAAGAGAAUGAGAUUUGUAAAAUACAAACGCAUAUUGUUGUCAUGGAUAAUAUAUGGGUCUUCUGGAUGGAUUUCAAUUUUAAAUUAAUGAUGAUGGAGGUUUAUUGAUAAAUUGAGGCUUGAUUUGAUGGUCUAAAGAGAUUUUAAGUCUUUUUAUGAAGAAGUUGUUGAGUUAUGACCAGUUUUGUUGGACUUGGUCAUCAGAUGUUUCAUGGUUAAUAUAAUUUUUUUUAACAAGGAAAGUACUUUUAUGGGGGCUCCUACUUUUUGACGGGACAUAUCUCAAAAAAUCAGAAAAAGUGUGCUGAUCAAGGAUAUAUAAAUCUUAGCUGCCCGUUUUAGGUUUUUAGGGGUGAAAACUUAAUCGGAAGUUGACUUAAAGUCCUAUAUGAACCCCUUUUCGCUUAACUUUUCACAGGUUUACAAUUUUUAUUUUGGUUUAAAAUGAUGUUUAUUGAGUUUCUAAGAUGUAAUAAACCAGUCUUGGCCCAAAAAUUUAUUUUUCCGACCUUCAACUUCAAAAAAAGUUGAUUCGGCCCAAAAGGGAAAUCGAACCCGUGCGGCGUUCUCCCUCUUGAUUCCCAGACUACGGCACUAGCCACUCGGCCACACCGCUCUCUUCCGAAGGAAGAGACCGACUGCGCUUUUUAUCGUUUCGAAUGCAUGCGCCUUUUGUAGGGAAAUUAAGCCAGUUUUUGGGCAUUUUCACCCCUAAAAGCCCAAAAUGGGCAGCUAAGAUUUAUAUAUCCUUGAUCAGCACAUUUUUUCUGAUUUUUUGAGGUAUGUCCCGUCAAAAAGUAGGAGCCCCCAUAAAAGUACUUUCCUUGUGAGGAAAGCAAAUUACUUCAAUUGAUUUUUAAAAUACGCGUUCUAUCAAUUUGAUGAUUAUACUAACAGAUUUUGCUAUCAAAAUGCAUUAAAAAUUUUCUGUCAGCAAUAUAUUACACAUGACCAUUUCAGCAAAACCUCAAAUUCAACGCAUCAGAACUGAAGAAGUACUUCAAACCCGGUGAUCAUGUUCGUGUCCUAGGUGGCCAACAUCAAGGCCUCACUGGAACAGUCGUCAAAGUGGAUGAGAAUGCGGUUGUCGUCCUGUCGGACCUUAAUUUAGAUGAGAUGAAGGUCCGACCCCACAACUUGAAACUGGACACACAAGUCUUCUCCGGCGUCGACCAAAUGGGACAAUUCCAGUUUCACGAUUUAGUCUCGUUGGAUGCGAACACGGUUGGAGUGAUUUUGAGGUUGGAAAAGGACUUUGCGGACGUGUUGACCAUGAAUAACACGGUUCAGAGAGUAAAGAGUGUGAGUAUUCAGCCGAGGAAGAAUGCCGAUAAAGGAAGAUGCAUGGACAGUGUGGGAAAUACGGUACAGAAGGGAGAUUUGGUCAAAGUCAGUGAAACUGCGAGAAUUGUAAGUAGGAAAUUGGUUUUGGGAAAUUGCACGGUGCGGAGAAAUUUGAGAGCGAUUUUUGCACGGUGCGGUGCAGAAAGGUGGAUGGUUUUGGGAUUGUGAAGGCGAUUGGGGAGUACUAGAUUUGUGGAAAAUAAUUUUUGCCCUGAGGGAAGUCUACCUGCACUGUGCGAAAGAGGUUAAAUUUUUUGCACCGUGCGGAAAUUAAAUAAUUAUUUUUAUGAACGGUGCGAAAGAAAAAAGACUUUUUAAAUUUUGAAAUGAAUAAGCAGCGUAUUUUACAAUGUGGUAAUGUGGUAUUAAGCCUCAUGGCAUGUUUUGGAACUGUGCAAAAAAAAUAAAAUUUUUGCCGCACAGUGCGAAAUUUUCUGUAUUUUUUCUAAUUGAAAAAUCAAAUAAUUUUGUUACAGAAAGGCUUCCGAGAAGGCGACGACAUCAUUGGCGAAGUGAAAUACGUAUUCCGUGCGUAUCUCUUCCUCCAUUCCAGAAAAUACAAAGAAAAUUCCGGGAUUUUUGUCGUCCGAAAGAACUUGGUGACCCUCCUCGGAGCCAAGAAUUCGAAUCAAAGCCUCAACGCCCCACUCUCAGUGAAUGGUCAGCUGAACGAAGACCUCCUCAAGUCCCCUCGCCAUCAUUCCCAGGUCACCAGCGAUCGAUCCAACGGCGGACAAACGCCCUCCGUCCAUUCGAGUCAAAUGUCGAGCCGAAACGGCGCUAUGACCCCCAGGGCAGGAGUGCCAAGCGCCUUCCGAGGCCAAGGACAACAGCCCCGCAGAGACACCACGCUGGUCGGGAAGACGGUCCGCGUCAUCAAAGGCCCCAUGAAGGGCUACUUUGGCAUCGUGAAGGACGCCACAGACUCCACCGUCCGCCUCGAACUUCACGCCAUGCCCAAGGUCAUCAACGUGGACCGAACCCGUGUAAUGCAAGUGGGCUCCAACGGCAACAUCCUCGACUCCUCCUCGAUGUCCGCAUUCGGCACACCGGCCGCCAGAACACCCACGGUCAUCGGCGGAAAAACCCCGAUUUAUGGCGCUGGAGCACAAACUCCCUUGUACGGCGCCGGCUCACAAACUCCCAUGCAUGACUCCAUUGGGUCGAGAACUCCCCAUUAUGGCGCAACCACACCCGCCUACGGCGACGGCGGUCGAACCCCCAAUUCGAACGCAUGGGAUCCCCAGAAUGUUACCGCGACUCCGGCACACACCACCUAUGAUGAUGAUGAUGAGAAGAAUGAUUAUUAUAGUGCGGCACAUACACCGGCAUACAGUCAUAGUGGAUGUAGGUUGGGGAAAAGGGUGGAGGGGGAAUUUGGAAGGGAAAGAGAAGGGUGGAAGGGAGUGGAGACCGAUUGUUUGGAGGUUUUUUUAGGAUUUUUUGCGAUUUUUUGAGGAUUUUGGGGAAUUUAGCUGGUUUUUUGGAAAUUUGUGGUAUAUAGGCAGAUUGUGGAGUAGUAGGGUAGUUUAGAGACUGUUGUAUUUGGAUGGUAAAAAAUUUUUGCAACACUCCGUGAAGCAUUUAAAUUCUGUAUUUUUGCAUUCUGUGUUUGCAGAAAUUCCACCGGAAACUUGGGUCACGUAUAAUAUAAAGAAAGUUCCGAAACAGUCUCCAAAAGCAAAAACCCGUUAAACGUGUACGUUCUGCUUGGCCAAUAAUCAUUCAGCUGUGAGAAAGUCUUCAGGGAGCAACAAUUUAGAAGGGUUUUGAUACAGUUUUUAUAUUAUUCUUGAGACCGGAUACCCAUGUGGCCGGAAAAUGGAUUCUUUCAACAUUCUUCAAUACAGGGUGUUUCAAAAAGUUUUGGCAAAUUUUUUGCUUAUAUCUUUGGGCUCUGCAGCUAUACAAGAAGUUUAAAUCGUAUUUAAAAUUCGAAGUUGUGCGUUUUUAGAAUACGCAAAAGAAUUUUUUCUUGUCUCGGCGGAGAGACCAUUCUUCGGCUGAGACAUUUGACGUCUUUUUUGAAAACCACACCUCGAUACAAAGCCCGGGCAUUUCUACUACGGAUGAAAUUAGAUUUGCCACAUCUGGCAGGACGUAAUCUGUUAGUCUCGGUAGCUUGGCGGAUGUUUCACACAUCGGCGAAGGCUUGGCGGAGACCUUUUCACCGGCGGGGGCCGUUUUGGGGACUUGGCGUCCUGCCAGAUGUGGUAACCCUAAUUUCAUCCAUAGUAGAAAUGUCAGGGCUUUGUAUGGAGGUGUGAUUUUCAAAAAAGACAUCAAAUGUCUCCGCCGAAAAAUGGUCUCUCCGCCGAGACAAGAAGAAAUUCUUUUGCAUAUUCUAAAAACGCACAACUUCGAAUUUUAAACACGAUUUAAACUUCUUGGAUAGCUGCAAAGAGCCCAAAGAUAUAAGCAAAUAAUUUGUCCAAAACUUUUUGAAACACCCUGUAUUGAAAAAUGUUGAAAAAAUCCAUUUUUUGGCCACGUGGGUAUCUGGUUUCAAGUAUAAUAUAAAAAAUGUGUCAAAAACUUUCUAAAUUGCUGUUUCCUGAAGACUUUCUCACAGCUGAAUGAUUAUUGGCCAAGCAGAACGUACACGUUUAACGGGUUUUUGCUUUUGGAGACUGUUUCGGAACUUUCUUUAUAUUAUACGUGACCCAAGUUUCCGGUGGAAUUUCUGCAAACGCAGAAUGCAAAAAUACAGAAUUUAAAUGCUUCGCGGAGUGUUGCAUGUAAUAUUCAGUAGGGCGGAAAGAACGGUGCACUAUAUAAGGGCAAAAUCGCCCGGUGCAGCCACCCAAAAACAGGUGGUUUCAAAGAGUAAUUGAGAUUUUUUUGAGAGUAUUGUUAAGAUUUUCAGUGGUUUAUUGAGUAGCAGAAGGUGGAGAAGACUGAAAUAGGAGGAAUGAUACGAGGAAUUGCCGGUUUGAGGACUUGAACUUUAAGUUUUGAGGAGAUUUUAUAUUGAUUUAGGUAAAGUAAGGUGGGAAAAGGUGGGAUUUAGGGGUACAAAGGGAUGAGAUUGAAGGGAUAGGGGUUAAAAAUGAUAUAAAGAGUGAUGGAAUUAUCGACACGGGGGAUUUGGAUGUCUGGGAUAUUGAUUUAGGUGGUAUAAGGUAUUAUAAUAUUGAUGAUAAAAAUGUUGGAAGAUAGUAUUGGGCUGGCGUAAAAUUGAACUGAUUGUUAUAAAAUAACCUGAUAUGCCUUAGGAAACGUGUUGUUUUCUGUUUUGAGUUCGGAAACCCGGGUUUUAACCCACCUUUCCCACGCACUGCACUGGGAAAAUUGACGUGUUUUUGGCACGGUGCAGUAGGAAGGAGGGUUGAAAAUGAAAAAUUUAUCACGUUCUUUAUCAGACAGAAGGAAUUGGGAGAUAUUACGUGUUGAGAUUUUUUAUUUCGAGGGUGUUUUUUAUAUUGUACUUGGUAAAGGUUGUGAUUUUUUUAUUUUCAGCUCAUUACAACGCAUCCACCCCUGGCCGAGACUCCAAGAUGUACUCGGAAUUUGCCGCCACCUCUCCAUAUCCCAGAAGCAACUUUGAUAAUUACACGGAGAAGUCGACGUCAUCGGUUUCAGCGGCUCCGGCUAAAAUUGGUAAGUUUUUUUGGAGUUUGGAAUUUUUUAUUAUGAAAAUUUAUGUUGAAAGUUCGUAUUUUAAAAUAAUUUUCGGAUGUUUUUAAUUUGAUUUUUGCGAUUUUUUUGGUCGUAUUUUAGACAUGAAAAUCGAGAUUUUUUGAGAAUUUUUCUAUUCUUUUAGGAUUUUUUAUAAUUAUUUUUUCAUAUUUAAUCAUUUUUAGCCGAAUCCGACCUCCUGAAGGGCGAUUGGUGCCAGCCUGACUUGCUGGUCAAGGUGAAGGACAACUUUGAUGAUGACGAAGUGAAAGGUCUCACCGGAACCAUCACAAAACGCCUGGAUGGAGAGUGUAUGUGCUACUUUGAGGACCUGGAAUUCUCUGAUGAUUCGGCGGACAGAAAGAUUGCAUUCAAAUAUUUGCUUCCGGUGCCGCCGGCAGCUGGGGAUAAGGUGAGAUUUUUCAUAAAUAUUUGGUUGAAUCAGUGGAAAUUGAGUAGGAAAUUUAGGGGUGCAAGGUAAAUUACUUCUUGGGGGUUUUGUUGAGUAUAAAAAUAGAGAAAAGUAGGUCAUGAUGACGGAUUUUUUGGAAAUUUUUGGGGUUUUAGGCAACAAUUUAAUGUUUUUAUAGAAAAAUUGAUGGUUUUUUGAAAGUAAGGGGUAAUUUGUAGUGAGCGAGGUAAAAUACGAAGUUAGCAAUCGAUAUGAUUCAAAAAUUUCAUGAAAUGUGUCAUGAUGACGUAUUUUUUAGGAAUUUUUUGGGAUUUUAGGUAACAAUUUGAUGUUUUUGGAGAGAAACUGAUAAUUUUGUUGAGAGUAAGAGGUAAUUUGUAAUGAGCGAGGUAAAAUACGAAAUCUGCAAUUUUUCCAUCUUAAAAAUUUAAAAAAAAUAUGUCAUGAUGACGGAUUUUUUGGAGAUUUUUUAUUCAAAAAUUUUUUUAGGCCCGAAUUAUUUUCGGCGACGGAAACGGCAAAACGGGCGUGGUUGUCUCGGAGGACAACGACGACAUGGUGAUCCGCCUCGACGACAGCUCCAUCAAACUCACAUUCGCCGAAAAUGUCUGCAAAUUGGCCUAA